Messenger RNA from Conger conger (European conger), 3400 nucleotides. It is a transcript of the gene epha3, whose product is annotated as eph receptor A3. The record is from RefSeq and is a predicted model, not a curated record. Lineage: Eukaryota; Metazoa; Chordata; Actinopteri; Anguilliformes; Congridae. The coding region runs from base 241 to 3165 and encodes 974 amino acids. Gene Ontology annotation, cellular component: plasma membrane; neuron projection. Gene Ontology annotation, biological process: axon guidance; cell surface receptor protein tyrosine kinase signaling pathway; protein phosphorylation. Gene Ontology annotation, molecular function: protein binding; ATP binding; transmembrane-ephrin receptor activity. The transcript is spliced from 17 exons.
ACAGUGGUAUGGCGAAGAGCAUCGCUGAAUACACAACACAUCAAACUUAAGUGGAUAGGCUACAACAGCUACAAAGUCUAAAAAAUGAGUCUAAUAAAUACCUAAUAAAGUGCUCAGUGACUGUAUACAGAUUACUGGUUCCACAACAAGCCCAAAGAAGAUACAUUCUAAAUCAUAAAAUAUAACGCUAAGCAAUGGUGGUGAUGAAAAGGUGCGUCUCCAGUCCGUGUGCCAGCCCCCAUGUGGGACAAUGGGCAACGGUUCAGCUGUCCUUCGACCACAUGCUGCGGAACACCAAACUUUAACCUGUUGGAUUCAAAAGCAAGCCAAGGGGAGCUGGGAUGGAUUUCCUACCCGUCACAUGGGUGGGAAGAGAUAAGCGGAGUGGAUGAGCACUACACUCCCAUCCGCACCUUCCAGGUGUGCAACGUCAUGGAGUACAGCCAGAACAACUGGCUGCGGACCAACUGGAUCCCACGAAACUCAGCCCAGAAGAUCUACGUGGAGCUCAAGUUCACCCUGAGGGACUGCAACAGCAUCCCGUUGGUCCUGGGAACCUGCAAGGAGACCUUCAACCUCUACUACAUGGAGACGGAGGAGGACCAGGGGGCCAAGUUCCGGGAGCACCAGUUCGCCAAGAUCGACACCAUCGCCGCCGACGAGAGCUUCACGCAGAUGGACCUGGGCGACCGCAUCCUCAAGCUCAACACGGAGGUGCGGGAGGUGGGGCCCGUCACGCAGAAAGGCUUCUACCUGGCCUUCCAGGACUUGGGGGCCUGCGUCGCCCUGGUGUCGGUGAGGGUGUACUUUAAGAAGUGCCCGUUCACGGUGAGGAACUUGGCCAUGUUUCCCGACACGGUGCCUACAGACUCCCAGUCCCUAGUGGAGGUGCAGGGCUCCUGUGUCAACAACUCCAAGGAGGAGGACGCGCCCAAAAUGUACUGCAGCACUGAGGGGGAGUGGCUCGUGCCCAUCGGGAAAUGCCUCUGUGACAUCGGCUUCGAGGAACGAGGGGUCUCCUGCCAAGCCUGCAGGCCUGGCUUCUACAAGUCUUCCUCUGGGAACCUGAAAUGCUCAAAAUGUCCCCCGCACAGCUACGCACACCAGGAGGGUGCCAUUCACUGUGACUGCGAGAAGAACUACUUCCGCGCCGAGGGCGACCCUGCCUCCAUGGCCUGCACCCGGCCUCCGUCGAUCCCCCGGAACGUGAUCUCGGUCAUUAACGAGACGUCGGUCAUCCUGGAGUGGACCUGGCCAGCGGACGCGGGCGGCAGGAGGGACUUGACGUUCAACGUGGUGUGCAAGCGCUGCCUGCCAGGCCGCCAGUGUGAGCCCUGCCGGGGGGCGGUCCGCUUCCUGCCCCGCCCCGCCGGCCUUAGCAACACCACGGUGACCGUCACCGACCUGCUCGCCCACACCAACUACACCUUCGAGAUCGAGGCGCUGAACGGAGUCUCCGCCCUCGCGCCCGCCCACCGCCAGUUCGCCGCCGUCACCAUAACAACAAACCAAGCAGCUCCGUCCCCCGUCACCAUCAUCAGGAAAGACAGGACGUCUCGAAACAGCAUCUCCCUGUCCUGGCUGGAGCCUGAGAGGCCCAACGGCAUCAUCCUGGAUUAUGAAGUCAAGUACUACGAGAAGCAGGAACAAGAGACAAGCUACACCAUCCUGAGGUCAAAGGGCACCAACGUGACCCUGGGCGGCCUGAAGCCAGACACCACCUACCUGCUGCAGAUCCGCGCACGGACAGCAGCCGGGUACGGGACCAGCAGCCGCAAGUUUGAGUUUGAGACCAGCCCUGACUCCUUCUCCAUCUCCAGUGAGAACAGCCAGGUGGUGCUGAUCGCCAUCUCCUCUGCCGUGGCCAUCAUCCUCCUCACCGUGGUGGUGUACAUCAUAGUCAGCAGGUUGUGCGGGUACCGGAAAUCCAAGCACCCAGACGAAAAAAGGCUGCACCACUUUGGCAACGGUCACCUGAGGCUGCCAGGAAUCAGGACCUACGUGGACCCCCACACUUACGAGGACCCCAGUCAGGCUGUCCACGAAUUUGCCAAAGAAUUAGACGCCUCCUGCAUAGCUAUCGACAAGGUGGUCGGUGCAGGUGAGUUUGGGGAGGUUUGCAGCGGUCGCUUGAGGUUGCCGUCGAAGAAGGAGAUCUGUGUGGCCAUUAAGACUCUGAAGGCGGGGUACACAGAGAAGCAGAGACGGGACUUCCUGAGUGAGGCGAGCAUCAUGGGACAGUUCGACCACCCAAACAUCAUCAGGCUGGAGGGCGUGGUCACUCGCAGUAAGCCAGUCAUGAUUGUCACAGAGUACAUGGAGAAUGGAUCCCUGGACAGCUUCCUACGCAAGCACGAUGCCCAGUUUACGGGUAUCCAGCUGGUGGGCAUGCUACGCGGCAUCGCCUCGGGCAUGAAGUACCUCUCAGACAUGGGCUACGUGCACCGGGACCUGGCCGCCCGCAACAUCCUGGUCAACAGCAACCUGGUGUGCAAGGUCUCCGACUUCGGCCUGUCCCGCGUGCUGGAAGACGACCCCGAGGCGGCCUACACCACGCGGGGUGGUAAGAUACCCAUCAGGUGGACGGCACCUGAGGCCAUCGCCUAUCGCAAGUUCACCUCGGCCAGCGACGCCUGGAGCUACGGCAUCGUGCUGUGGGAGGUCAUGUCCUAUGGAGAGCGGCCUUACUGGGAGAUGUCCAAUCAGGAUGUGAUCAAGGCGGUGGAUGAGGGCUACCGGCUGCCGCCCCCCAUGGACUGCCCUGCUGCUCUGUACCAGCUGAUGCUGGACUGCUGGCAGAAGGACAGGAACAACCGGCCCAAAUUCCAGCAGAUUGUCAGCAUCCUGGACAAGCUGAUCCGCAACCCCGGCAGCCUGAAGAUCAUCGCCAACACUGCCUCCAGGCCGGCGAACAUGCUCCUGGACCGAAACAGCACGGAAAUAACGGCUCUGCGUGCCAUGGGCGACUGGCUGGAGAGCGUGCGGACGUUACCCUGCAAGGACGCCUUCACCGGCGUGAGCUACAACUCCUGUGACACCCUGCCCAAGACCUCUGCAGAGGACUUCAAAAAGGUUGGCGUGACGAUCGUAGGACCUCCGAAGAAGAUUGUGAGCAGCAUCAAAGCGCUUGAAACGCACGCGAAGAACGGCCCUGUUCCCGUGUGAACCCCGCGAGAGACCGUCGCCGCUUUUUUGCUAAAAACUGACGGGAACUCUCCAUAUGUAACGAAUAAAGACGACGUAUUAAAAUAAAUGUUACGGUAUUUUUUCACGGCAAAAGGCGGCUUCCCUGAAGGGUGGCAGUGUGACCCCGUGCCCCUCCACUCCCCUCCGCUGGCCAGGCUUCCCAUCGGAGACGAGCUGCCUUAUACCCCAGAGCCACGGAAAAGGGCCAGACAUU